CUGCUGCUCAUGCUUGUCACUCGUUGAUAAUCAAGGAACUUGAGUCAAUCCUUUGUGCACAAACGCUCUCGACAAGAGCCCGCGAGCGUGAUAACAUAGCACACGCGCCGACACCACAAACACGAUACCGUGAGUCUGCAGACGUCGGUUGGGAAAGGUUCGGGAGGUAGGCACCGGAAGACAAGGGCGGCGGCAGCAGCAGGGAGGACCCGCGCGCGUCGCCGAGGAGAUCCGCAGAGUUUGGAAUACAAGGGCANCGGAGUAAGAACAUGUGGGAGAAGGACUGGACGGAGAUGGAAUAUGGGCAUCUAAGGGAGAAGAACGAUGCACCGGCAGGAGCAAUGGCUGCCGGAAGAACGACUGCCGGGGCAGCUGGUGGAGCUGGGCUCGGUACACAACGGGUGAGCAUAAAAACUGACGGAAAUCGUGCUUUGAGCGGCUACAGCAGCAGUCGCAACCCGCCCAAAAUCCCGACGAAUUCGACGAAGGCCGUGAGCUGGCUUCGGAGAAUGCGGAAUUUCCUGGCUGUCGAGGAUUUGGAGCGAACCCUUGACCACAUGCCAUCUACUGGUUAUGUCAACGUUAUCAGUUGUCUGGAUCGCACAUACCUGAACCAGACUCACGGUGCACAUCUGGUGGCAGCUCACCAGCGGGCGUGGGGGUACAUGUUGGAAGCAACCUGCGGCACGGACAUUGAAGAACGGUUGGGUGCUUGCGACUGCGUCCCUGAGGCGUGGAGCGUGAUCCACGAAUGGCUGUUGCCUACUCUUGACGCUGAGAAGACGUUGCUUGUGAGGCGACUUGAGACGAUUGAGAUGCAUCCCGGCGAGGACCCGAAACUCUUCUUCGCCAGAGUAGACGGAGUGAUCAACAUCAUGAAAGCUGUCGGCAUCGAAAAAUCUGAGCGGGCUAUCGUGCACAUCAUUGUCCGCCAGCUUGCGCACGAGUACGAUAUCGAACGCAAGUCCAUCCUGGCCGACCCCACCAUUUCCCGAGCGAAGGUGGAAAACGUUGUUCGCGCGGCAUACGCCAACAAGGUCAUGAUGAAGGAAUUGGGCAAAGCGCAGGCGGCACCGGCGGCAGCGGUGACGGUUGGUGGGCUUGGGUCCGGUCAUGGUGGCCACGGUCAGGGGGGACUACAACGGCGGUGGCGGCAACAGCGGGAGCAGCAGCAGUGGCACGUGCCCGUCGGUGACGGAGAGGGUCUCAACGCGAAUGGCAACGACGCUAUGCCGCACCAGCAGCGGAAGCGACGACGCUGGAGGAGGCAAAGGCAUCGACAGGAGGCGCUGCUCCCCGUGUUUGCAGCUGGCGCGGUGGCAUGGGGAACAGUACCUGCGGCAGGAGCGGCGACCGUUGAUGGUGGUUUCCCCACUAUGGUGGCGGGGGGAACGGUCGGGGGGCAGGCGCUCGCGGCGGGAGCAGCGGCAUCGACGGCAGCACCGGCGGCGAGAGCGGCGACCCCCGGCAGCAGAAUCUUCCCCGCGGCGGCGGCAGGGGAGACGGCCGGGGCGCAGGCACUCGCGGCGGGAGCAACGGCAUGGACGGCAGCACCGGCGGCGAGAGCGGCGACCGCCGGCAGCAGAGUCUUGCCCGCGGCGGCGGUGUGGGAGCCGGUUGGGACGCAGGCAAUUGCGGCUAAAGCGUCAGCAGCGCAAGAGCCAGAGGACAAGUGCGAUGAGGAUAGCUGUUGGUUGAGCCAUGGCGACGAAGGUGGCAACAGCAGCGACGGCAGCGGUGACGGCGGCAUCGGGGCGUUGUCCGCCGGUGCAAGGCAUCCCGGCGCCCAUCCGACCGUGAGCAAUGGCAUCUACGUCGUGCGGGACGAUGGGGGGUAAUGCCAGGAAGGGAGGAUCGAUCGUGGCAGAAGUGUGCGGCAUGAAGUGAGAGACUUGGUGAUCGGGAUCUCCAG
Ectocarpus sp. CCAP 1310/34 is the source of this 1912-nucleotide messenger RNA. The record is from the annotation of a GenBank genome assembly. NCBI's taxonomy places the organism in Eukaryota, Phaeophyceae, Ectocarpales, Ectocarpaceae.